CAGACCAUCUUCGUCCCGGUAGCCAAAAUGUCGGACCUGACGAAGCAGUUUGGAAAGGGCCAGAGGACUGUGCCGGCCCAGAAGGCCCAGAAAUGGUACCCCGUUGAUGACGAGUCGCAGGUCAAGAAAGUCCGCAAGACUAUCCGCCCCGCCAAGGUCCGCGAGAGCCUCCAGCCCGGUACUGUCUUGAUCCUCCUCGCCGGUCGCUUCCGUGGAAAGCGUGUCGUUCUCCUCAAGCACCUCGAGCAGGGUGUCUUGCUCGUCACCGGUCCCUUCAAGAUCAACGGUGUUCCCCUCCGCCGUGUCAACGCCCGCUAUGUGAUCGCCACCAGCACCCGCAUCGACAUCAGCGGUGUUGACGCCCAGACCGUUGAGAAGGUCUCCGCUGCCGACUACUUCACCAAGGAGAAGAAGGCUGAGAAGAAGACCGAGGAGGCUUUCUUCAAGCAGGGAGAGAAGCCCCAGAAGAAGCAGGUCGCCAGCGCUCGUGCCAGCGACCAGAAGGCCAUCGACCAGUCCAUCCUGGCCUCCGUCAAGAAGGAGAACUUCCUUGGCAGCUACCUCGCUUCCAGCUUCAGCCUCCGCAACGGUGACAAGCCCCACGAGAUGAAGUGGUAGAUGUGUGACGCGGCGGCCGCGGGUUCGGUAGUUUUUGUGUGGAGGAAUCCUGUCAAAAGGCGGCUAACCAUGCAAAGUCGGCGUUUCUCUCGGUCAAGUGUGGGAAAAGCGAACUUGCAACGCCGGGAAAGGGGACAAAAGACCAAAACAAAAGAAAUCAAAAAACAAAACCUUUCAUGAAAUAAAUGUAACUCGAUUCAGGCCUCAUGUUUGCUUAGGAUUGCGGUUUUUUCAAGAACUUUUUUAAUGCGGACAAAAAGGACCAAAAGAAACCGGUUUGUUAUCUCUUUGUUUCACGAAAACCCCCCCGUUUUGUUUCUUUGGGUCUGCUCUCGUUUGUUUUUGCCCAUACCCCCUUUCCCAGCG
Aspergillus uvarum CBS 121591 is the source of this 984-nucleotide messenger RNA. Its product is annotated as 60S ribosomal protein eL6. The coding region runs from base 28 to 618 and encodes 196 amino acids. Gene Ontology annotation, cellular component: ribosome; cytosolic large ribosomal subunit. The record is from RefSeq and is a predicted model, not a curated record. Gene Ontology annotation, molecular function: structural constituent of ribosome; RNA binding. Gene Ontology annotation, biological process: cytoplasmic translation; ribosomal large subunit assembly. The transcript is spliced from 3 exons. Lineage: Eukaryota; Fungi; Ascomycota; Eurotiomycetes; Eurotiales; Aspergillaceae.